AUGAACGUUGACGAGAAGAAGGGAGGACCAAACGGGAGUGAAAUGCAGGAUCAGUCGAUUGCGAAGUACAGAGAGAAGUUCAUGAGGAGAGAGGAAGUGGUUCGUGUCAACGUGGUGAUGGACGUGGAAGAGGAGAAGGGUGGACCAAACGCGAGUGAAGUGCGCAUCAGAAAAGGAGGAAGCCUCGCACUAAGCUCAUUCCUCGACAAUGUCAGCUUUUUUGCAAUGGCCGGAUUUCAAAAUGAUGCAUUACUACUCAAAUAUCAGCCCAAAAGCCCUUUGAAGAAGCGCCUUUCACAGGACAUCUAA
Messenger RNA from Penicillium daleae, 309 nucleotides. RefSeq lists its product as uncharacterized. The transcript is spliced from 2 exons. The record is from RefSeq and is a predicted model, not a curated record. Bases 1 to 309 code for a protein of 102 amino acids. Lineage: Eukaryota; Fungi; Ascomycota; Eurotiomycetes; Eurotiales; Aspergillaceae.